AGGGGACCCAGCAGGUUAAUGCGAGGCCUGGGUGUUCUUGCUUCUUCAGCCAAGUUGUUCAACCCCCAGGGGACCCAGGGGACACGUGACACCAGGGCAGCCGCUGGGCCUCCUAGGGCAGGGACCCCCUCUGCUGCGGCAGCUGGUGACAUUUCACUGGGCUCUGGCUUCAAAGUCUCCGUGGGGGUUGGAGAGGCCAGGCUGUGGGGGAGGGGCCGGAGCGAGCGGGGUGGCCGUGGCCCGGGAGGAGCGGGCAGCCAGGCGUCUUCAGGAGUCCUCGGCAGAGGGAGGUUCGAGAUGUCCAGCAAGGUGGCAAUCGGCAGUGACAUUGGACAGGCCCGCCGGGCGGUGGAGCAGCUGCGGAUGGAGGCGGGCAUCGACCGCGUGAAGGUGUCCAAAGCAGCUCGCGACCUGCUGCAGUUCUGCACGGAGCAGGCCAAAAGUGACCCUUUCCUGGUGGGCAUCCCGGCUGCCACCAACCCCUUCAAGGAGAAGAAGCCCUGUGCCAUUCUCUGAGCCCC
Dipodomys spectabilis (banner-tailed kangaroo rat) is the source of this 521-nucleotide messenger RNA. RefSeq names its product G protein subunit gamma 14 (gene Gng14). The coding region runs from base 19 to 516 and encodes 165 amino acids. Lineage: Eukaryota; Metazoa; Chordata; Mammalia; Rodentia; Heteromyidae. Gene Ontology annotation, molecular function: G-protein beta-subunit binding. The record is from RefSeq and is a predicted model, not a curated record. Gene Ontology annotation, cellular component: heterotrimeric G-protein complex. Gene Ontology annotation, biological process: G protein-coupled receptor signaling pathway. The transcript has 3 exons.